Messenger RNA from Oryza brachyantha (malo sina), 1228 nucleotides. Its product is annotated as protein GID8 homolog. The record is from RefSeq and is a predicted model, not a curated record. Gene Ontology annotation, cellular component: nucleus; cytoplasm. Lineage: Eukaryota; Viridiplantae; Streptophyta; Magnoliopsida; Poales; Poaceae. The transcript is spliced from 5 exons. Gene Ontology annotation, molecular function: protein binding. The coding region runs from base 237 to 974 and encodes 245 amino acids. Gene Ontology annotation, biological process: proteasome-mediated ubiquitin-dependent protein catabolic process.
GCAGAAGGUCUUUUUUUCCUCUCCUCUCGUCGUCUCUCCCCCCAACCAACUUCUCUCCUGCAGUUCAGCUCUCGGUUCCUUGCUCCUCCAACUAUCCGUCCGAUCCACCCUCCCCCCGCCCCGCGAAACCCUAGCCCCACGCGGCCACCCGAGCUCCUCCCCGCCGGCGGAUGGCGACGGCUUGAUCGGCCCCCGGACACCCGCCCGUCUCCGCCUCCCGCUACCCCCGGCAUCUGAUGUUCCUCUCCCGCAUCGUCCUGCGCGACCUGGACUCCAUCGACUCCCCCGCCUCCAUGGCGUCCUCGAAGAAGCUGGUGACGCGCGACGAGUGGGAGCGGAAGCUCCGCGACGUCAAGAUCCGCAAGGAGGACAUGAACCGCCUCGUCAUGAACUUCCUCGUCACCGAGGGCUUCGUCGAUGCCGCCGACAAGUUCCGCAUCGAGUCCGGCACCCAACCGGAUAUUGACCUGGCGACCAUCACGGAUCGGAUGGAGGUGAAGAGAGCGGUGCAAUCAGGGAAUGUUCAGGAGGCCAUCGAGAAGAUUAAUGAUCUUAAUCCCACGAUUCUAGACACAAAUCCCCAACUUUACUUUCAUCUGCAACAACAGAAGCUAAUAGAAUUGAUUCGUGCGGGGAAAAUAAAUGAAGCUUUGGAGUUUGCUCAAGAAGAACUCGCCCCAAGAGGCGAAGAAAAUCAAGCCUUCCUUGAAGAAAUAGAGAAAACUGUAGCACUUCUGGUUUUUGAAGAUAUAAAAAACUGCCCGUAUGGGGAACUGUUGGAUGUUUCCCAGCGAUUGAAAACUGCAAGUGAAGUUAAUGCUGCCAUUCUUACAAGCCAAAGUCAUGAGAAAGAUCCAAAGCUCCCUAGCCUCCUAAAGAUGUUAAUUUGGACUCAAAACCAACUGGACGAAAAGGCAGCAUAUCCACGAAUCAAUAAUUUCUCUACUGCCACACUUGAAGAUCCAGCGAUUUGAGGCUGCUUGGGUGGUGAUGGCUAAGGAAUGUAGGCAACAUACCAUGACUAUCUUCACACAUUCUACCUCUUGGAUCUCUUGGAUCUGUUUGUGCUCGUCACCCGCAAGGCUGCAACAGUGAAUCCACUGCUUUCUUCGGUCUUUGAUCUCAAAUGCAAAAACGUGGAAUCAGAAAAAUUCUCUUGUUGUACAUGAUGUAGAAGAUAUUCAUCACAUUUGAAUCUGUGAAAAAUGUUCGAUUUUAUUCGGGUUCA